UUAGACAUCAAACACUUCUAAAUAAGAUCGAGCUCAAUUUACAUAAGCAUUUUUUUUAUAGUUUCUAGUAGAAUAGCCUGGAAACUUAAAGAUGAAGCAACAGUACUCAAUCUCCUCCAUUUCAGUUUUCCUUCUUUUCCUCCACUAUACCAAUACCUUUGCCCAGUCACCAGCAGCAGCCCCAGCGCAGGCACCAGCAGUAGUCGUAGCACAACCCCCAGCCGCAACUCCAACACAGGCAGCUGCUCCACACGGCAUCACCAACGUCACCAAAAUCCUUGAGAAGGCUGGCCACUUCACGAUCUUUAUCCGCCUUUUGAGAUCCACCCAAGAGGAAAACCACUUGUUCUCCGCGCUUAAUGAUUCAAGCUCUGGUGUAACCAUCUUUGCACCCACAGAUAGUGCAUUUUCGGAACUCAAAUCAGGAACUCUCAAUACUCUAAGUGAUGGUGACAAGUCUGAGUUGGUGAAGUUCCACGUAGUUCCAACAUUCCUAUCCACUUCCCAGUUUCAGACUGUAAGUAAUCCUCUUGGAACAUGGGCUGGAACAGGUAGUAGGUUACCACUUAACGUAACAAGUUAUCCAAACUCGGUGAACAUAACCACAGGACUUACCAAUACAAGUUUAUCUGGCACGGUAUACACGGACAACCAGCUAGCCAUUUAUAAGAUUGAGAAGGUGCUACUUCCUAAGGACAUUUUUGCUUCUAAGGCCCCAGCUCCAGCACCAGUAGCACCCGCACCAGAAAAGCCUACUAAGGCAGUUCCUGCAGCUAAUGUUGAGAGUCCUGUUGCUCCAGUGGAUAUAUCUGGCGCAGUCAUGUUCACGCGUAAUAACGUGGUUGGAUCAGUUGGUGCAGUUGCUGCUGCAAUCUUUGCUUUAUAAUGUAGAAGGGUUUGAAUCUCGAGAUGAGAUAAGCUGGGUUGGGUCCGGCAGCGUCUAAAUUUUCUGAGUUGGAUUGAAAGCUUGGUGUGUGUUGAAUAAUUCUGAUUUUACUUUGAAUCCAGUUUGUAUGAUUUUAGGUUA
This is a messenger RNA of Populus trichocarpa (black cottonwood), 1027 nucleotides long. RefSeq names its product fasciclin-like arabinogalactan protein 12. The transcript has a single exon. The coding region runs from base 92 to 886 and encodes 264 amino acids. Lineage: Eukaryota; Viridiplantae; Streptophyta; Magnoliopsida; Malpighiales; Salicaceae. The record is from RefSeq and is a predicted model, not a curated record.